This is a messenger RNA of Populus trichocarpa (black cottonwood), 902 nucleotides long. Its product is annotated as ras-related protein Rab7. Gene Ontology annotation, molecular function: GTP binding; GTPase activity. Lineage: Eukaryota; Viridiplantae; Streptophyta; Magnoliopsida; Malpighiales; Salicaceae. The transcript is spliced from 8 exons. The record is from RefSeq and is a predicted model, not a curated record. Gene Ontology annotation, cellular component: vacuolar membrane. Bases 104 to 724 code for a protein of 206 amino acids.
UUUCCGUGACCAAGCAGACUAAUAAACUAGAAAAGUCCGACCAUCUCAUCAGAACUUAAAAAGAAAAGAAACCUAACAGACAGAUCGAUCGGUUAAAACAAAGAUGCCUUCCCGUAGAAGAACUCUCUUGAAGGUUAUCAUCCUCGGCGACAGCGGGGUAGGAAAGACCUCUUUGAUGAAUCAAUAUGUAAAUAAGAAGUUUAGCAAUCAAUACAAGGCGACAAUUGGAGCAGAUUUUUUGACUAAGGAAGUUCAGUUUGAAGAUAGGCUCUUCACUUUACAGAUUUGGGAUACUGCUGGGCAGGAAAGAUUCCAAAGCCUUGGUGUUGCUUUCUAUCGUGGUGCUGAUUGUUGUGUCCUUGUAUAUGAUGUCAACUCGAUGAAAUCUUUCGACCAUCUUAAUAAUUGGAGGGAAGAAUUCCUCAUUCAGGCAAGUCCUUCAGACCCAGAGAAUUUCCCAUUUGUUGUUCUUGGAAACAAGGUCGAUGUGGAUGGUGGAAAUAGCAGAGUGGUUUCAGAGAAAAAGGCACGGGCAUGGUGUGCUUCGAAAGGGAAUAUCCCUUACUUUGAGACCUCUGCCAAGGAAGGUGUUAAUGUUGAGGAAGCUUUCCAAUGCAUAGCAAAGAAUGCCCUGAAGAGUGGAGAAGAGGAAGAAAUAUACUUGCCAGACACCAUUGAUGUUGGAAGCAGCAGUCAGCCUAGGUCAACGGGAUGCGAGUGCUAAAUUAUAGCCUGUUUCUUCGGCAGCAAUAAAUGAUCUUUACUUUUGCUACAAACAAUUGGGCUGAUUUUAGCCAUUCUUAUUCUUAUAUCGAGACUGUAAAUUACAUGUUUGUGGGAAAAACCCGCCCCUUGGUGUUGGACAUGGUGCCUUUUGUGUAAUAACUGCUAUGAUUUGUUCA